Lodderomyces elongisporus is the source of this 1182-nucleotide messenger RNA. RefSeq names its product C-5 sterol desaturase (gene ERG3). Gene Ontology annotation, cellular component: membrane. Gene Ontology annotation, biological process: sterol biosynthetic process. Lineage: Eukaryota; Fungi; Ascomycota; Pichiomycetes; Serinales; Debaryomycetaceae. The transcript has a single exon. Bases 1 to 1182 code for a protein of 393 amino acids. Gene Ontology annotation, molecular function: C-5 sterol desaturase activity; iron ion binding. The record is from RefSeq and is a predicted model, not a curated record.
AUGGAUAUCGUUUUAGAAGUUUGCGAUUACUACUUUUUAGACAAGGUCUACGCUACUGUUUUGCCAAAAGGAGGAUACGUUGACAAUUUGAUACAAACAACGCCAUUGCUCACAACGCUUUCGAAUUUUAAGCUUUCAAAUGUAUUCAAAACGCCAUUACUAGAAUCGUUUGUUUCGACAAACAACUCAUUUGUUCAGGAUGCAAUCAACUUUAACACCACGAGUAUCAACACCUCCAACUUGCCCACAUACCUCUUGAACAAGGCUUUAAACUUUCAAAACAAGCAAGAUGUAUAUGGACUUGCACCCAAAUUCUUACCUGCAAGUGAGUACAUCUCGAGUUCCAUCUUGGCAAGAUCAAAUAUACUCAGAGAAGCAUUGAGCAUACUAGUCGUCACCACAAUAUUUGGAUGGCUCUUGUACUUUAUUGUUGCCUACCUCAGUUAUUUGUUUGUGUUUGAUCGCAAAAUAUUCAACCAUCCAAGAUAUUUAAAGAACCAAAUGGCAUUGGAGAUCCACCAAGCAGCAACUGCAAUCCCCGUGAUGGUGGCUUUGACCAAUCCCUUUUUCUUGUUGGAACUCAAUGGAUACUCGAGCCUUUAUAUGGACAUCAACGAAUGCACUGGUGGCUGGAAGGCUGUAUUGUUUCAGAUUCCAACAUUUAUCUUAUUCACUGAUUGCUUAAUCUACUUUAUCCACAGAUGGUUACACUGGCCAUCCAUUUACAAGAGAUUGCACAAACCUCACCACAAGUGGAUUGUAUGUACGCCAUUCGCCUCCCACGCGUUCCACCCCGUUGACGGAUGGGCUCAGAGUUUGCCAUACCACAUUUAUCCAUUUUUGUUCCCAUUGCACAAAGUGUUGUACCUUUUUCUUUUCACAUUUGUCAAUUUCUGGACAGUGAUGAUCCACGAUGGAAAUUAUAUGUCCAAUGACCCCGUGGUUAAUGGUACUGCAUGCCACACUAUCCAUCACUUGUAUUUCAACUACAACUAUGGGCAAUUUACCACACUUUGGGACAGAAUUGGAAGAUCGUAUAGAAGACCCGAUGACUCAUUGUUUGUUAAGGAUGAGAAGCCAGAGGAGAUUAAAAAGGAGUGGAAGAAACAAGUGUGUCAAAUGGAGGAGAUUAGAAAUGAAUUGGAAGGAAAAGUCGACGACAGGGUAUAUGUUGAUCAAUAG